CUGAAUUGCAAAUCUGAUACCCCCAGAAGCUACGCAUUAUGUGUAGCAAGUGGGCGCAACACGUUUUCUGAAUCCGGUUCCGGUGUGCCGACGACACCGAUGCCCGUGCCCACAGACUGAUCAGAGGGCUUUUACCCGAACAGCACCGAAUUGUAGCAGCUGAGAGACGGAUGCGGAGCGAGGCUCGUCAAAUCCAGAGGAUUUCUCACGGCUCACGGACUAGAAUGCUCUUCUCUGUGUAUCCCCAUGAACGGAUGACAACCUCCAAACAAACCUAUACUGAAAACUUUCAGCUGUCCGUUUGACGCGGGGGUGUUAUUGAGAUUUCUCUCCCCCCCCCCUCCUUCUCACCAGAUUCAAGAAAGAGGCAUCAUGCAGGUGCAAACUGUGGGCUAACGUUACUGAUAUGACUUGCUGGGCGCUGACGCGUUUCAUUGUGCCAUGACAACCCUGCAUUGUCAGAUGCCAUUUUACUCUGCGCUAUCCCAGCGUCUGGAAUUCCAACAUACUGGGCCUGUUGUGUAAUUAGAAGUUCGUGAGGCAGUAGCAAACAAGCUGGUGCAAUGAGGGGCUACGCUGUCCAAGACACUGUGCGCAAUUUGUGCUGAAGCUUAUGGGUCCUGCGUACUCAAGCUCCCGGCUUCCACUUGGAGAGGUGUGCAGCGGGGCUACAGCGCACUGGCUGUCGGCUUCACAUCUGGACCGCUUGGCUACUGUCAUCUGCGGCCUGUUCGGACCGUGCACACCCUGAACUUGUGUGUUUUAAGGGGGACUGGCUGUGAUCGCCUCGGAUGCGGAUGGUGUCGUGUUAGGGAGAACGGGGGGCUAUUAGGCUGGGAGUUGACGUUAUAGGUGAUCCACUGGAACACCGAGAUCCAAAGCUGGACUGGCUGACUACUCGAGAAAAAAACUGCUUAUCCCAGCUAUGGAUUUUCCGUAGCAAAGUCACGCAUUUUUAAAGGCAACGCUAGGGUGACACUGCAGUCUUCUCGCCACAUCGGUUAUUUCGUCGUCCGACAAAAAAUAAAAGAGUGAAAGUGGAGUAUUGUCCGUCGUACGUAUCAACGCAGUGGGAUUUCUACGUCUGGUCGGCGUUCCCCCCCACCCUUCCCGCGGUGACGGUUAUGGGUCGGAAGCGGUGUGUCGGUGCAGAUUGUUCCAAGAUGGCGGCCGGGUGCUGCGGGGUGAAGAAGCAGAAACUGUCGGGAUCGCCCGGAUCAGGGGGUCCCGGCGGGGUGGGGGCGGGAAGCGGGGUGGCAGGAACCGGACAUUGUGGCUCGGAGCUGGGGAUUGGCUCCUCCGCGACAGUUGCAGCGGCGGCGAACGUGAGCCGAGCCAACGGCCUGGGGGGACCCGGGGGUAACGUUAGCGGCAGCAGUAGUAGUAGUGGUAGCAGCGGCACAAACGCUCUGUCCCCAGCCCCGGCCGGAUAUAAUACAUCCGGCCUCUCCCCGAAUCUCAGCCCAGGACCUGGUUCGGGAAGUGGAGGCAGAAAAAUGGUCGUUUCGGCGGAGAUGUGCUGCUUCUGUUUUGACGUGCUUUAUUGCCAUCUGUACGGAUACCAACCUCCGAGAACACCCAGGUUUACAAAUGAUCCCUACCCGCUGUUUGUCACAUGGAAAAUAGGCAGAGACAAGCGGUUGAGGGGUUGUAUAGGUACAUUUUCUGCCAUGAAUCUGCACUCAGGACUCAGGGAGUACACCCUUACCAGUGCCCUUAAAGACAGCCGCUUCCCCCCUAUGACAAGGGAUGAGCUGCCUCGCCUCUUCUGCUCAGUGUCUCUUCUCACCAACUUUGAAGACGUCGGUGAUUACCUUGACUGGGAGGUGGGUGUUCACGGUAUUAGGAUAGAAUUUUUCAAUGAAAAAGGAUCAAAACGCACCGCCACCUACCUACCAGAGGUUGCAAAGGAGCAAGGUUGGGACCACAUUCAAACCAUAGAUUCCUUACUACGAAAGGGAGGUUACAAAGCUCCCAUCACAAAUGACUUCAGGAAGACCAUUAAGUUAACCAGGUACCGUAGCGAGAAGAUGACGAUGGGCUAUGCAGAGUACAUCGCCCACCGCCAGCACCAUCACUACCAGAAUGGCAUUGGGCACCCUCUACCACCCUACAACCAUUAUUCCUGACAGCGAGCCGCAUGACCAAUCAUUGGACCUCUCCGCGGACCUUUUCCCAGGAGAGCCCGCCCCCUCCUGGUCUAGCUAUUUCUACUACUGUACCAUUUUAUGAUGAUAGUUUCCGUUGCCAUGCUGGCCGUCUCCCAGACGUUGACAUGGCAACGGGUGGCAACAAAGCGUUAUUUGAUUCUGACAAGAAAUCCACACGUUUCCUUUUCUUUGCCUGUGGUUACGUUUUUGCAGCAUAUGUAUUCCUAUAUCUGUAACCCCCCGUUCAUUCAUAUUUUUUGAAAUUUAAUCAAACGUUAGAUUUUAUUAAUCUUUUCAGCGAACCUAAUCAGGUGUUUAAGUCUGUGGAUGGAAGGAAGUCUCUUCGAGUGGAUUAGUCUCGCGCUUCUAUUGUUUAGGCUUUGCUACAAUUUUUACAUUUACUAAGAAUUUUCUUUUUUUCUUAAUCUUUACGUUAACCUACUCUUAAACAUGUAACACCAUGUAGCAAGGCAACUGCAGUUUUCAAAGGCUGUCGUCUCUUCUUGAUUCCUCUCAAAAAAACAAAACAAAACAAAAAAAAGACUGAGGUUUGUUUUAGCUUGUAAACUCUUGUAGUGUUGUAGUUGGAACUAUGUAUUGGAAUAUGUAUACUCCAAAGUAUAGAUGGUAGGAUUGUGGUGCCUCUUGACCAGCUUUUGCUGGCAAUAUUUAUUGAUUGAGCUCACAAUCGUGUGUGUGAUAUCUGUGUGUGGAUAUAGACAUUGGUCUGCCACAAGACAAAAAACUAGUAGAAAUUGGAUGAUACUUAAAGAUUCCCUUACAAAAGAGUUUGGAAACCUCCCCCUCAGAGUAUUUGUAGUGUUUUGUUGUGGAACCUCUAAACCAUGAACAGCUGUGUCCCUUAUCGGUUUUUGUUUUAAUCUUUUUUUUUUAUUUUUUUUAUCUCUUUCAAAUUUAAAGUAACUGCUGGAGAAAGCCAUUUUGUCCAGGGAUAAUCGUGUCACCGUGAUUUAUUAAUAAACAGUGUAAAAUUCUCUGCAUUGGAGAGGGGGAGCGGGCACAACUACAGGUCCCUACAGAGGGGAGGAAAAACACCCCAUAAAAGCAUGGCUGAGUAAUACUUAGAUUUAAGUUGAACGUAUGUGUUUGUUUCUGAGUUUACUGGCAGGGAGUCACUUGACAGGGACAUGCUAUAACUACUCAAAGCCAUAAUCUCUUCUCUCUAUUCCACACUUUGUAGUCCGUUGUUUGGUUUUGCAUUCUUUAACCUCUGGUAGAUGUAUCAAGUCUCCAGCUUCUGAAUGCAAAACCAGUUUCGAGACAGACCGCAUCACUUGAUAUACUUGUCAAACCAGGCGGGUUUAGUCAUUUGCUGAAUGUGCUGUAUGUUGCCCACGCUAAUGGGGAAAGAUUGUCUCGUCUCUUUACAUUAUAGCUAACAAUGGUCACUCGUCCACAAAGUAUUAUGUAUCAAAGCUGUCAUUUUGAUCCAUUGAAGACGCACAAAGGAAGUGAUCUCAUUACCAUGUUUGUGUCAUGUAGAAGUUCAUGUCAUUGUGCUGUUUAGACUAGUGCAGCCAGUCAACGUAGUUGUUGAAACCGCACUACUGCCAUUCUGCUCCGGUACUUCACUCUUUAGAGAGAUCCCAUUGAUCCUGUUUGUGUGUCCACGGCGCUAGUAACGUUUUUGUCAGCUUGUACGGGCAGUCAGGUUGAAGCAAACACAGUUGAAUUAGUUGGAACAGAUUCUCUGCACGGGGCUCAGUGGCUUGCAGUCGAGGUCUACGUAUAUAUGAAAAAGCCUACACAUAAAGACUCAACAAGCCAUCUCCCAUCCAGAUAUUUACUUGCUGUGAGUCUCAUCCGCACACACACUAGGAUAGUUGGCUUUACUUGUCAGAACGUUUGAGCCUUGGAGGAUCACCGUGCGGGUCGCUUGUUUCGGGUUUUAGUUCGCUAACUGGAAUUUUUGAGAGGUUCUUGUUACUUGACCAACAUCUUUCUUUGUAACAGCCUUUACUAACUGACAGGUAUUUUUUUUUCUUUAUGCAAAAAUGUCAAGGGCUUUUGGCACUCCAUCCACAGUAACCCGAAAUGACCCAGAUUUCAGUUGUGUUGCCUUAAAUGAAUGAUUUAAAGAAAGGAAAAAAACAAUGGACCAGUAGAUGAUGCCCUGAGUGUCCCUCUGUCGCUCUUCUCUUUUCCAUCAUCACACCACAGCGUAGGAAAGAGCCUAACAUGACGUUUUCUUGCUUUUGAAUGCCAGUGCUCUCUCUAAGAGGGAAGCUGGAUGCCCGCAGCCUUCAGUUUUUUCACCCAGCUGGUGAAAAAAAAACAAAAAACCCAACCCCUGCUCUUAAAGGUGACGUCAGCCGCUGUGGUGUUCAAACUGCGUCUCCUUGUACACUACAUGACGAGGAGGAACAGCCAGGUGGUCAUUUCCUGGUCCAUUUAAACACAGCACAACCUGAAUUUUUCUGCUGCAAAACCAAAUUGACCAUGCUCUUUUACAUAUGUCUUUGUAUACACAUGCAAUGUAUUUUGUUGCAUGUAUGUAUGAGUAUGAGACCUAUGGUUUUAUCCAUGAUAUGCUUGAUCUAUGGCUUACACACUCUUAUUAACCAUUAAGAGAUUUAAGACAAAUAUGGUGCUAUCUGACCUCAUAUUGGGGUGGUCACAGCUCGUGACUGGUCAUGCGGACUCAUUGAUCAUAUCAUACUUAAAGAUGAUACAUGUAAGAUUUUCUCUUUAGUACAUUCCUGUGAAAUGAGUCAUGACGGCACAUUUUAAUACCGAAGUAUGAUAGUCACCAAUUCAUACAGUAGCCCCCAGCAACCUCUGCUUUCACGAAGUUCACUGUGGGUUAUUUUGGGAUCAAUUCCCUAUGGGAAAUACGGAAUAUAGUGAAGAAGGAAAAGUCCCAGAAGCAACAUGUUACAGGGGCUAUGGAAUGUACUGUCAGCGGUCGUUAUUACAAUUUACCAGUGAUAUAUUAAGAGAAAAUCUUACAUGUUUUACCUUUACUAUCCUUGAUAUAUGCAGAUCUGUUCAACAGGUGUUUUUAUUUUGUUUGUAUUUUGUUUGUUUUUGUUUAGUUUUUUUCCUACCAGUGCAAGUCAACACCCCUUGCAGGUUUGAAAGGACAAGAAGUCACAAGUUAACCUCAUUCCCCUUGAUUGCUCCCUACACUGUGGCCCAGCCUCAUGGCCUAGUUUGUCAAGGUGUGUGAUGUAUGUCGUUCGGUAGAUGGUGACAGUAGUCGUGGUCGUCUUUAGCCUCCUCCUGCAAAAUUUGAUGCUGUUUUUUUUUUUUUUUUUUUUUUUUUUUUUUUUUAAAACAACAAAUCCUCAGUUUUUCUUCUAGCUGCUGAAUCGUUUGACCUCCUCAAAGAGUAAAGUUUGAGUUGUUGACUAGUGAACGAUCCUGUUUUUUUUUUUGUUUGUUUUUUUUUGUAAAGCCACGUUGAAGGAAAGCAUCUCCUAAAAUGGGACGGAGAGUUAAUAUUUUACGUAAGGACAGAAAACAGUCCUGCUUCUGUACUGGUUUAACUGUUUAAAGCAUUAAUACCUCAUGGGAUCUUAUGGAACGACAUUUGUAGUUUGUCUGUAGCAGAUUGUGUUUUGGUUCCAUACCAGGGUUAGAGUUCAGCCUCAGCAUUCCUUGCGUGGUCAUUCUCAUAUUUCGUGGAAUGCUCAAGCUCGUGUUACCUUCGUAUGUUUGACUGAACCAAAGAUGCCAGCGGCCAUGCCCAAAUGCUGCUCUUCAGGCCUGGCUUCCUGUCCUUCCAAAAAAACAAAACAAAAAAACCCUGCAAUUGACAAAAUGUUUUGUCUUCUUUUUUUUUUUCUUUCUUUUUUUUUUUUCUUUUUUUUUUUUAAAUGUGCGAUUUUUCUCAACUGUCUUGACUUAAUAAGCAACCCAAUUUUUCAAUGAUUUUUUUUCAUUGACUCUAUCUCUGAAGCCGUAAUUGGCCUCAAGGAUGGUUAAAAAUGGUUGCAAGUUGUUGUUACUUGUUUUGUUUUAUUAAUAUUAUUAUUAUUAUUAUUAUUAUUAUUGCUAUAAUUUUCAAAAAUGAAAAUCCCAUGGUGUGCCUCCUAGCUUUAUGGGUUUAUAAAUGUUUUUGUUUUUUUCCCUAAAGACCAGCAGUUAUACUUUGUAUGAACUAUGGAUUUAUUCCUUAUUUUUUAUGCCAUUAAAGAUGAAAAAGCCUGUUUUCUGUACUCUGGACCCAGUAGCUGCACUGGUAUACAAUCGCACUGAUAGAUGAAUUUAGAAAAAAAAAGAAGAAAUGAAUCAAUAAUAAUAAUAAUAAUAAUAAUAAUAAUAAUAAUGAUAAUAAUAAUGACAAAAGAAAUAAGAACUACAAUAAACUUGUGUUUGAAAGUUUUAUUAUAAAAAAAACUAAGAAAAAGAGAAAAAAAGGAAAAUGACUGUUUUUGUACAUCAAAAUAAAUUCUUUUCAAAGGAAUAUUUUGGAUCUAGUUUCAAAAUUAUUUUAGUGGUUUUCUAUGUUCUGAAUUUUUGAGACACUGACUUCUUAAGACGUGUCACUGUACAAAAUGACUUUUUUCUGUUGCAGUGGCCUGAUGGGCUGGGAGGGUUACCUGGUGUAACUCCUCAUACCAACUUUUAUUUCAUUUCUUUAAAAAAAAAAAAAUAAAACAUUUUGGAUCCUUUUUUUUCCCCUUCUGCUUUAGUAACUUGACAAAUUGUUGAUGGAAUAAUAUGAACUGGGAACUUCAAAUCCAACCCCUGUAGAGCUAGACCCUUCCUUUUUUCCUAUUGAAUUGCUGUUAGUGUGACAAGACUUGAAAUGGGCAUUUAUUAUGAUAGUAUGACUCAAUAAAAAAAUAAACACAAAAAAAAAAAAAGAAAUUAGCAAAAAAUUGCAAAAUACAAGUGUGGGGAGGGUUGAAAGAAUAUAUAUAUAUAGAUGGGUUAUCUGAGUAUGUAAGCAAUGGCUGUGAAGAUCAUGUAGUUUUAAACAUUGUUACCUUUUAAAAUCAU
Messenger RNA from Pelmatolapia mariae (spotted tilapia), 7118 nucleotides. It is a transcript of the gene ammecr1, whose product is annotated as AMMECR nuclear protein 1. Lineage: Eukaryota; Metazoa; Chordata; Actinopteri; Cichliformes; Cichlidae. Bases 1125 to 2129 code for a protein of 334 amino acids. The record is from RefSeq and is a predicted model, not a curated record. The transcript is spliced from 6 exons.